Messenger RNA from Gaeumannomyces tritici R3-111a-1, 1044 nucleotides. RefSeq names its product negative cofactor 2 complex subunit beta. Gene Ontology annotation, molecular function: TBP-class protein binding; general transcription initiation factor activity; core promoter sequence-specific DNA binding. Gene Ontology annotation, cellular component: negative cofactor 2 complex. Lineage: Eukaryota; Fungi; Ascomycota; Sordariomycetes; Magnaporthales; Magnaporthaceae. Gene Ontology annotation, biological process: positive regulation of transcription by RNA polymerase II; RNA polymerase II preinitiation complex assembly; chromatin remodeling. The record is from RefSeq and is a predicted model, not a curated record. The transcript is spliced from 4 exons. Bases 373 to 789 code for a protein of 138 amino acids.
UUUUCAUAAAGACGUGAGCCGCCGACGCGUUCAGCCCGAGGCUCCAAGGCGCCCGUCCAGGCUCCAGUCCAGAAAGCAGUGGAUUCCAUCAUCAGACAUUCCAAGAAUUCCCGACUGCAUCAAAGGUACCACCACAACAACGCACAGUCACGUCGGGUCUUGCUGUUGCCUGGUGUAAUAUUGUUUGCACAUAUUUCCCCGACAGGGCUGUUCUCUGUUCUUUAUUCAUUCUCCGCUCUUGUGUCAAGAAUCACGGCCGCCCCUCCCGGCUGCCGACCAGCCAAAUCGCCGCCCAGCAUCCUGCAUCUCUUUGACGGGCCCACGACACAGCAUCGACAUCUAGGAUAGGUCGCACACGUUCAGUUACCCACCAUGUCCGACAACGAGUUUACCGGUAACGACGAUCUUUCGCUUCCGAAAGCGACGGUUCAAAAGAUCGUCAGCGAGAUUUUGCCGCAGACUGAUGGUAUCACGUACUCCAAGGAGGCUCGAGACCUGCUCAUAGAAUGCUGUGUCGAGUUCAUCACCCUUAUCUCGUCCGAGGCGAACGAGAUAUCGGAUAAGGAGGCUAAGAAGACCAUCGCAUGCGACCACAUCACCAAGGCCCUUCAAGUACUGGGCUUUUCUGAGUAUGUGCCUGCAGUUCUCGAGGCAGCUGCUGAACAUAAGGAAACCCAGAAAGGCCGAGAAAAGAAGGCGAACAAAUUUGAGCAGAGUGGACUGAGCCUCGAGGAGUUGGAGCGAAUUCAGCAGGAGGAGUUCGCCAAGGCGGCAUCAAGACACCACUGAUACGCCAUCCGCUUCUGGCCCAUUUCAUUAUGUUUCCUUUGCUACGUAAUUCCACAGGUUCUCGUUAUGAUAGCGGAUUUUGGGGCGCAGGAGGGGAAGGGUGACGGGAUUGCAUCUGUUUGGCGUUGGGCGGGUGGGGUUAUUUGGCUGUCUCAUGGGCGUGUAGCACUUCGUACAUUGAACAAGCGUAUGGUUUUCAUCUGUGAUUUCACAAUACAGCUGGCUGCGUGUUUAGCUCGUGAGCGAGGGCGGGAG